This is a messenger RNA of Amoebophrya sp. A25, 689 nucleotides long. The record is from the annotation of a GenBank genome assembly. Lineage: Eukaryota; Dinophyceae; Syndiniales; Amoebophryaceae.
AGUGAAGUUAAGCGUAUCUCCAUGGUCGUAGUUUGGUAGUAUCUGUCGGGUCGCGGAUUCCGUGCUAGACUCGAGGUGAAAGCUAUGGCAUAAGGAACCCGCGACAGACCUACCUAUGGUUCUCAAAUGCUGGCGCUAGUUUUGACUUUGGGCAUUCUGUUGCGGCUUCCGUGCGAGGGUUUUAAGGUUAGCAGCAGAUAUAAAGUAGUUAGGGCCCUUUUCUCUGUUUGUGGGUAUAUUUGGGGAGCUGGUACCCCAUAGCGAGUAAACUCGUGCACACAACCAGAGGGCUGAGCACUCACCGGAGGCGCAGGGCUCCGGCUUGCUUUCGGAGGUGAGACCUAUAGGGCUGACUGGACGACGAUAGCGCCGGCGCGUGAUUAGUUUCAGCAGAUCGGAGCUGACUUGGUGACAGCUACCGGUCUCGCUUUUCUAUCUUCCUCUGGUCUUUCUUUUUUCUAGUUUGUUAGUUAGGCCUGCUCCGCCACAAAUAUAGACAAGCUGGGUCUGGGUGUUGAUCUUGAUGGAGAAUAUAUAACAGACCAUAGCUAUCUUCGUAGGAUUUCGCGUAGACUAAAUUAUCAGAUGGGCGGAGUAGGCCGGAACAAAUUGGACCUGCUAACCGAUCCCGUGCGCGUCCGUCAUUCAUGACCCUCACCAGCGUCGACCCCCUGGGGCGAAUGUCUCAC